CUUGUCGGGAUGUAAAGCAAUGGCUUUAGAGCAUCCCCAUCUGGGUCUGCAUAUGGAAGUUUUCCCUAUAAUUUAGGGAUUUUUUUAGGGUUUUGUAAUAAAAACACCUCACAUCUCGUUUCCCAUUUUGCGAUCUAUCUUUCCGGUCUGUACAGAAAAUCCCCAUCUUUGUUGAUCUACUGUACAUCUGCAUCGUGUAUUUGGCUCCUGUUUCUCCCAUUCCGUCCCGCGUGUUCUUCCCUCUCGCUAGGGUAAACGGUUUGCUCCUCACAGUUCAAGCACCAUCGACGCACCAGUGAAUCGCUGAACUUGUAUGUACGUUUGAGAAGGCGAAUAUUAUGUACCAAUCGCUAGAAAAAUACAGUUUCCAGUUUGAGCAUUGUUGGCACCUAUUGAAGGACCAACCUAAGUGGAUUUGGCGCGCCACAAAGGAUGUUCCACCGCGAAGGAAGACGAUGUCCCCGUCCCUGACCUCGACCUCAACUCGAUGUUCCGCCGCUACGGAGGAUUCGGUUUUUGAUCUUGAGACGGAGAAUGUGAUAGAAAAUGAAGUUGCUGAAUUGGACCGACCAAUGGGCAGGAAAGCCGAAAAAGGGAAAUGAAAGGCCCAAGGCAAGCAAGCAGAGGAAAAUUUACAACUUAGAAAGAUGAAGUAUACUCUUUUAGAGGAGUCACGUGCUCAGGAGAAAGAGUUUUAUCGCCUUAAGGCCGAAAAGAUGGAGUAUGACAAAGAGAAAGAGGAAAAAAAAUUACGUCUUGAAGAUGAAAGACUGAGGUUGGAGGCUGAGAAGAUGAGGAUUGAGGCAGAGAAGAUGAGGAUUGAAGCUGAAAAAGAGCAAAGUAAAAUCCGUCAAGAGGACGAAAGACUGAGGUUGGAGGCUGAGAAAGUGGAGCUUGCGAAGAAGGAAUCAGAUCAACGCAUUAUAAUGAUGGAUGUGAGUGUCAUGCCAGAAAUGCAGCGGAUAUAUUUCCAGCAACUCCAGACGGAAAUCAUGAUGAGACGCAGUAAUGCCCAAGAUUUGGAUUGAUUGUAAUGUAAUUUUUUUAUUGUACUUUUGAUGAUAGUUUCCUAUUAUCCUUUUGUGCAAGUAAAUUGGAUGCCAUAAUUUCAGAAACAAUUAUAAAUUAUGCCAAAUUUAAUCCACUAUUACAUGAAA
Messenger RNA from Carya illinoinensis, 1157 nucleotides. Its product is annotated as myb/SANT-like DNA-binding domain-containing protein 4. Bases 648 to 1028 code for a protein of 126 amino acids. Lineage: Eukaryota; Viridiplantae; Streptophyta; Magnoliopsida; Fagales; Juglandaceae. The record is from RefSeq and is a predicted model, not a curated record. The transcript has 2 exons.